AUUUUUUCUAACACAGAGACGAGGAAAUUCGAUCGAGCACUGGUGAAAUGGAAAUACAGUUUUCAGGAAAAAGAGCUCUUGUCACUGGUGCAGGAAAAGGUAUUGGAAGAGCCAUUGCAAAGAAGCUUUUGGAAUGUGGAGCUGAAACAAUUGCUUUGAGUCGAACCAAAGCAGAUCUGGAAAGUCUACAGAAAGAGGUUCCCAAGAUCCAGACCUUACAGUGUGACAUUGUGGACUAUGACGCCACGUGGAAGGCUAUCCUUGACCUUGGUCCAAUCCAUCUCCUGGUCAACAACGCCGGCAUCUCACGAAUAGGAAACUUCCUGGAUUUCUCCAUGAAAGAUUUUGAGGAUGUUUAUAAUGUUAACACAAAGGCAUUGUUUAACAUUUCUCAGGUAGUAGCUAAGGGUAUGGUAGAAAGAGAACAAGGUGGCUCCAUAGUCAAUGUUUCCAGUGUGGCAUCUAGUCGAGCCCUUGAUGAUCACAUUGCCUACUGCUCCAGUAAGGCCGCAGUGGAUUCCAUGACUAAAGUGAUGGCCCUGGAGCUGGGAAAGCACAAGAUCCGGGUGAAUAGUGUGAACCCUACGGUUACCUGGACUGAUAUGGCAGAGUAUGCCUGGAGUGACCCAGCCAAAUCUGGACCCAUGUUAGACAAAAUCCCAAUGGGAAAGUUUGUAGAGGUUGAGGAUGUGGUAAACACAGUUCUGUUUUUAUUGAGUGACAAGAGUGCCAUGACGUCAGGACAACACGUCGUACUGGACGGAGGGCUGUCUGUCUGGUGAUUAUCGUCUGCUGCGGGACCUUGGAAUGACCUUUGAAGGACCACUCACAUUUACUAAUCAGUGUACCUGUUAGUGACUGGAAAUAGUAACAUGAUUGAUGGCACAAAUUUACAGAAUCAUUGACAGUCAUUAGGUUGAUUGAUGUUGAUCAUCAGGAAGAGUUAAAGACAACAAUGUUUUCGAUGAUUAAAUCUGUGAUAGAGUUGAUCUUUUGUUGAGUAUAAUGAUUGUUAAUGAAAUGAUUGCUUAAAUGAUAACAAGUUCAUUUAUUUAUAGUAUUUUAUUAUGUAUAUUACUAUGUAUAGAAUACAUUAAGUACAAGCCAAAAUCUUUUGGUUUUUAAUUUUGAAUGAAUGAGACAAUCACAGGUUGGUAAUGGGAGAAACUUCUUCUGUUUUUCUGUAUCAAUUUAUUAAAUACAUGUACAUGUAUUCAUGCAGUAUUACAAUAAAUCAAAAGACAUUAAU
Saccostrea cuccullata (small rock oyster) is the source of this 1249-nucleotide messenger RNA. RefSeq names its product D-erythrulose reductase-like. NCBI's taxonomy places the organism in Eukaryota, Metazoa, Mollusca, Bivalvia, Ostreida, Ostreidae. Gene Ontology annotation, biological process: xylulose metabolic process; glucose metabolic process. The transcript is spliced from 7 exons. Bases 48 to 782 code for a protein of 244 amino acids. Gene Ontology annotation, molecular function: carbonyl reductase (NADPH) activity; L-xylulose reductase (NADPH) activity. The record is from RefSeq and is a predicted model, not a curated record.